This is a messenger RNA of Gossypium arboreum, 609 nucleotides long. RefSeq names its product perakine reductase-like. The record is from RefSeq and is a predicted model, not a curated record. Gene Ontology annotation, cellular component: cytoplasm. The transcript has 3 exons. Bases 1 to 393 code for a protein of 130 amino acids. Lineage: Eukaryota; Viridiplantae; Streptophyta; Magnoliopsida; Malvales; Malvaceae.
AUGAAUACGGGUAGGGGUAUUACAUGCAAACCAACCCUUAUCGAUUAUCUAACCGAGAUACACGUGUUCUCGAUUCAAGAUUCCGAGAAGUUGGCUGAAAAGCAUGGAUGUACACCGGCACAACUUGCACUUGCUUGGGUUCUUCAUCAAGGGGAUGAUGUUUCUCCUAUUCCCGGAACAACCAAGAUUAAAAAUCUAGACAGCAACAUUGAAUCAGUGAAAGUAAAGCUGACAAAAGAAGAUUUGAAAGAAAUUACAGAUACGAUCCCAAUCCAUGAGGUUGCAGGGGGUACUUAUCCUGAAGGUUUAAAGCAAUUCACUUGGAAAUAUGGAAUACACCACCAAAGAAGAGGACCUAGGUUUAGAAGCAAAGUUUCAUGGGUGUUGGGAUGAAUGGAUUUCCCAGGAAACUGCAGCCAUUGAAAGAUUGAUGAGUUACUAAAGCUUUGGAUUGUCAUUAAUGGAGGGUUCAGUAUUUAUGAUGUUGUUGUGUCAUAUUUUGUAUCGUGUUCUUUUUAGUUGUUUGAAAGAAUCAAGUAGUGUAAGUGUUUACUUGGACGAAUAGAGUUGUAGCUAUUGUUUAAUCAAUGUAUGUUUUUAUUGUUCUAA